UGCUCCUCUCUCUUCUCAGCACAUCAUCACUGCUCGGUCUGGGAGGAGAGACUGUCUCGCUCUUUUUCUUUUCUCUUCUUUCUCUGUGAAGCUUGGAUAAAGUGAAAUAUUCGCCUCGCAGCCGGAUGUGAAUCCUCUUUGGGGACUGGUUGAGCCCGCGAUUUCAAUUCUUAAAGCUCGGAAUGGAUUUCUGUGUCAUUUAGAAAAGUGGUUUAUUAGUUCAGUGUCUGGCGGUUGGAUCAUUGUUGUUGUUGUUGUUGUUGUUUUUGUUUCUUUCCCCCCCACUCAGUUUUAUUUUUAUUUUUACCUGACUGCUUGGCACCGGUGGGCAUCCAGGCAUGGGCAUGCAUGCAGGUGCAGGGUUUUUGCUCUGCUUUGUGCUCAAUCUCUUCAGCGUUCAUGCUUUCUCCAGAGAGAGCUCGAGCUUCUGCAGGAGCCUCCGCAGCGCGAGCCGCGGCGCGCGCAGAGAAGAUCACAACCAGUUCCGACUCCGGGUGGAAGGAGAUCCCGAGACCUACCAGCCCGCGAGCACGUACAGAGUGAGUUUAUACGCCUCCAGUCCGUCUUACUUCCGAGGUUUCACUCUGAUUGCUCUGAAGGAAGGAAAGGAAGGAAGCAGUCCUGAUGAUUAUGCUGGCAAUUUCGAGAUUAUUGAUAAAGAAGACUCCCAGUUCAUGACCAACUGCCCACCUGCCGUCACAGAGAGUGUUCCCCGGAGACGCACACGGAUCCAGGUGUUCUGGACAGCGCCACCUUUAGGCAGCGGCUGCGUCAUACUCAAGGCAAGCGUGGUACAGAGGAAGAUAAUAUCCUUCCAGGAUGAGGGCUCUCUCACCAGGAGGCUGUGCGAGAAAGAUCCUCUUAGAACCACCGAGAAGCCUCUGCAGGAGUGCUGCGCGUGUGGAACGGCCAAAUACCGGCUCACCUUCUACGGGAACUGGAGCGAGAAAGUGCAUCCCAAAGAUUAUCCCCGGCGAGCCAAUCACUGGUCAGCUCUGAUCGGCGCCUCUCACUCCAGCAAUUACAUGCUGUGGGAGUACGGAGGAUAUGCCAGCGAGGGUGUGCGUCAGGUGGCUGAGUUCGGCUCGCCUGUCAAAAUGGAGGAAGAGAUCCGUCAGAAGGGUGAUGACGUCAUGACUGUGAUCAAGACGAAAGCUCAGUGGCCGGCCUGGCAACCUUUGAAUAUUCGUGCUGCUCCCUCGGCCGAGUUCUCCGUGGACCGAUCCCGUCACCUCAUGUCUUUUUUGACCAUGCUCGGCCCGAGUCCUGACUGGAACGUUGGCCUGAGCGCUGAGGAUCUGUGCACGGCUGAGUGCGGCUGGGUGCAGAGACUCACUAAAGACCUGCUCCCGUGGGACGCCGGAACAGACAGCGGACACAGCUAUGAGUCCCCCAACAGACCAACAGUUCCUCAGGAGCGGAUCCGGCCCCUGACCAGCCUCGAUCACCCACAGAGCCCCUUCUAUGACCCUUCAGGAGGCCCGAUAACACCCUUGGCCCGGUUGCUGGUGGAGAGGAUAGCCCGGAAGGGAGAGCAGUGCAGCACGGUUCCUGACACGGUGGACGAUAUCGUGACUGAGAUAACACCUGGGCUGCCUGACGAGGACAGCACUCCAGAGACGUGUAUAUACUCGAACUGGUCUCCGUGGUCAGCAUGCAGCUCAUCCACGUGUACAAAAGGUCUGCGUAUGAGACAGAGGAUGUUGAAGGCUCAGCUUGACCCCGUUGUGCCGUGCCCUCAAACACAGGACUUCGAGCCCUGCAUGGCACCUGGCUGUAGUGAAGAGGAGGCGUCUCCGUGCAUGCUGUCCGAGUGGAUCAGCUGGUCUCCGUGCAGUGCGACGUGUGGGAUGGGCAUGAGAUCCAGAGAGCGCUACAUUAAAGUGUUUCCCGAGGACGGCUCGAGCUGCAGGGAGCCCACGGAGGAAACAGAGAAGUGUGUGGUCAACGAGGACUGCUCUCCCAGUAGCUGUAUCGUGACGGAGUGGGCCGACUGGGAGCCGUGCAGCGUGAGCUGCGGAGUAGGGAUGAAGAAAAGGGCGAGGAUGAUGAAGAUGCCUGCGUCUGACGGCUCUCAGUGCCGAGCCGAGCUGGAGCAGGUGGAGAAGUGCAUGAUGCCCGAGUGCAAUGCCUUGUCCUGUAUGGUGUCAGAGUGGUCAGACUGGGGUCACUGCAGCGUGUCGUGUGGGGUGGGGAUGCGCGUGCGGCGCCGCAUGUUGAAGACUCCGGCGCUGCCCGGCCAGUGCACAGAACAGCUGGAGCAAGUGGAGAAGUGCAUGAUGCCCGAGUGCCCUGUGGACUGUAUGCUGUCUGAGUGGAGCGAGUGGUCCGAAUGUAAUAAGUCUUGUGGGAAGGGUCACAUGAUCCGCUCUCGCAUGGUGAAGCAAGAACCUGAGUUCGGCGGACUCCCGUGUCCUGAAACGGUGCAGAGGAAGAAAUGUAAGAUCAGGAAGUGCACACGGGGCCCACGAGCCAGCAACCACAAAAAGGCCAAGCAAGACGCCACAGAGCGGCGGAGAGGAAAAGUGGAACGGGAGUUUGAGUUUGAGGCCAUACCAGAAGGUUGCAAACUAGGCCAGUGGUCCAGCUGGUCGGAGUGUACCAAGCAGUGCGGCGGGGGGGUCCAGGAUCGUGUGAGGCCUGUGAAGAAGAAAAACAAAGACAAAUGCAGACCCCUCAUAGAGAAGCGGAUGUGCAAUGAGCAUUCCUGCUAAAGAACUCUGCAUUUCCUAAACACAGACAUAACACCAAACACACACACACACACACACACACACAAACACACAGAGGAGCGGUCAUUCCGGGAUGUUUAGAUGGUGUCUGGAGGAUUUUAGACUAGUACACAUACGGCUAGAGAAGACCACACAGACGUCUGUGAUUAGUUUUAGUUGCCUUUUUAGCAGCUAUAUGUAUUACUAUCUAACCAGCCAAUAUCACAGUAAGACACCGAGCUUUCUUUAAUUAAUAUUAUUUUGUUUUUGGUAUUUUAAUUACACUAAUUCUCUGUUUACAUUUACAGUACUGAUGAUAUUAAAGUCUGCUUUUUACACCAUAAGUUGCCCAUUUACACAGACAGCAUUGCAGUGCUGAAAGGGCUAAAUUCCCAUCCUAAUCCUGAUUAGGUCUAGCCUGAAGAUCAUGGUAUUAAACUUCCAAAACUCCCACCAUGGGUCCGGACAUCAGUGCAGUCCCUGCUCUUGUAACUCUACGCCUGUGCUUUUAGUUAAGCUGUACUAAACAAUUCAUAGUUGUAAUUUUAUAUAAGAAUAAUAAUAAUAAGAAGAAGAAGAAAUACAAGAAAGGAAUUAAACGCUUAAAUGUUACCGGAAUCACAAAUUGUGCCGUAAAGUUGGGAAAGAUUUACUGUUACCCCGUUCAAGUUGAUUAUUUUACCAUAACAGCAUGUUCCUCUUAUACUACAGCAACCUGCCACAUCGACACCAACCUGUUUUUUUUCUUCCUUUUUUUGUGCCCUGUUUAUAGUUUAUAGUUACCGCACUUGUUGCCUAACACGUUAUUUCAUGUUGUCACCUUUAUCAUUUUCCUUGGUUUUUUUUCUCUCUAAUUAAUUGAUAGGACAAAAAAAUUGAGCUUGUCAGGGUAUUAAGUAACUCCUCCAUCCUAAACACUUCAUCCAUUGCUAUGGCGGAUAACAAAGUGUUCCAAAGUGCUAACACUGGAGACUCAUUCCAAACAAAAAUCUUUACAUAGAAAAUACUUUAAUGUUGUUGUUUUUUUAUAAAUUAGCGGCUGCCAUCAAGAUGAUUACUGUACAUAUCAGAGUGAGUGCAUUAAUGCAUGGGGCAUUCAAGUCAAACUUGGCAUAAAAGCGAUCGACAUUUACAGAAGACGUCAGGCACAGUACGGUGAACUGUGCAGACAUUUUGAAGACCGAAUGUCCGUGAAUGAUGAUCCGCCACGAGAUUCCCACGAGUGGAACGCCUGAUCCUUGAAAAUUCGACAGAUAACUUGUUACUAACUUGUAAAAGAGACGCGUCUAUCUGUGUGAACUGUACACACACUCAUUCACAAACACCACUUGCACAUUACAGGAACUCGUCUGGGAGUUAUUGCCACAUCCCCUGUGCAGUCCUGACCUCGCACUAAGCUAUUUCCACAUGUUUUCCACAUUAAAGGAGUUCCUGGGAGGCCAGCGUUUCAUACAUGAAGCAGGCAUUAUGAUCAUGGCUCCGGCAUAUGGAGAAAACUUUCUACCUUGAUGGUAUCCAAGCACUAGUGAAACGCUGGGAUAAGUGCAUUAGUGUAGAGAAAUAAAGAGAGUUUUUUUCUCUUUUAACUGUCUUAUGUCUACUGUCUACGAUCAAAAGUCCCGGUUUGACUUGAACCCCCUCGUGUAAACCUGUGAUUUGCUUUGCAGCCUUCUGACCAAUCAGAUUCGAGAAUUUACCGCACCAUGGGAUAAAAUAAAACUACUAUGAAUUUAUUCAGUCGUUCAUUAGUAAAGGCGUGAUCCUGGUCAGUGGAUCUGGAGUCUAUCCUGAGAAAGGCAGAAGAAUUCAUUACAGUAAUCUCGGAUGCAGCAUCAGUCCUGGAAAUGGACUUUAACUCAUCCACACACUCAUUCGGAGUAUCGUUCUUUACCGCUGUGAGGCUUUCUGUGCUGCCGUGAUUGCUCCCAACCAGUACUACAAGGGAUUUCGGUUAUAACAGACUGCAGUUAAGUUAGAGUUGAUGUAUGUUUAAUUAGUCUUAUGUUUAGGGCUCAGGAGCACUAAUUGGACCAAGAAAAUAUAAGAAAUGCAUAGUGAUAAGAGACCCGCUUGAAUAUCUUGGUCUCAUCUGCCAUGAUUGGUCUCAACCAGUUCCACGAAGGUUUUCAGAUAAAGUAAGUAUCGAUAUACUGUAGUAUUCACCAAAAGGCACAUUUUAGGGCACACAUGGCCACUUAGAACCACCCUCUGACCACCAAAAGGAGAAGUGUCAGGUCAGAUUGAUGAUGAAACACUUCAAAACCCAUUUAUAUAGCUUUGCCUUCAUUAGUGUUGGUUUACAUUGGUGCUCUUUGCGCUUAACAAACUCAUCAGACUUGAUUCCUACCAACCUACAGGUUAGUAUCAGUGUAGGCUUCAUGGAGGGCUGUUAUGGAGUUUGAACCUUUAAAUUAGAAAUUAAAUCCAAUGAUAAAAUUAAGUUAAAGUGAUCAUAUAAGACACCGUAGGAGGAAUUACUAAUAUCACAUAUUUAAUAUUGUUGAUGAAGUUGCUUUGUGCUUUUAAAACCCUUACCCACCAUCACUGGUCCCAACCAAUACAGCAUGGAUACUGUAUCGACACAGGCGUCACCAAAUGGCGCUAUUGGGGCAGAUGUAGCCCCUUAAAAGAAGCACCAUUUAUUUGACCACUUACAAGUCAACUAUAUUUAUAAUGCUAGUUACAGUUUGUCUCUGAGGACUCAAGUGAUGACCAAAAGACCACCAUUGGAAACAUUCUAAGAAUAAUCUUAUCAUCUCUCCCAAAUGUGGACCCAUCCUAGUCAAGUUGAGUUUUAUUUCUAUUCCAUUAUCCGUACAACUGAGUUUCUACAAUCAUGAUAGAGUUUCAGUAGAAUGACAAACGCUGCACUGUGCUCUUCUUGGUCAAGGACACCGGGCAGAAUUUGCAUUUCAAUCGAGUCCCCUCCUCCACCCUAAACUCAUCCACUUGUCCCAUCCCUGCCUCUAAUCCGAGGUGAGCGGCGCCACAUCAAGCCUCCUCUAUCGAGCCUCCUCUAUCGAGCACUAUCAAGGUGGGUCGGCCGUGAUCAAUGACCGAUCGAUUUGGACAGCGACCAUCUGGCGAGGAAGGAUCGAUUUUCUCCUGUCACUACAAAGCAGUUUUGUCAUAUCCUCUCAAAAGAUUCGCAGCUGACAAACGGGUUCUUUCUUUCUUGUGGUUACAUGUACAAAGGGGAACACACACACACACACAUAUAUAUAUAUAUAAUAACCCAUGGAUGGUGCAAAAUGACACUGCUAAACAGAAAGCACAGGUAAGAACAAUAGUUCCAAGACUUGUGUAAAAAUUUUUUUUUUUUAUUAUUUUAGCCUGAAAAUAGCUAUGUUGUGACCUUUUUAAUCCUCCGUAAUCCAUGUAGAGGCACAGUAUCUCUCAGCUGUAGGACGUAGAGUACAGUAUUCAUUUUAGACACUUUAUAACUUUUGCUGUGGAAUUUUGAUAUAUCCAACACCCAGGACUCGCCAAGGUCAUGUGUAGAUCUCUUUGUCAAUCUCUCUGUUGUUGUUUUUUUUUCCCCUCUCCUCUACAAUAUAUUACUAUUUUGGAAUAAAUCACCUUUACAAUAAAAGUAAAUGUGACAAAG
Molecule: messenger RNA, 6318 nt
Organism: Clarias gariepinus (North African catfish)
Lineage: Eukaryota; Metazoa; Chordata; Actinopteri; Siluriformes; Clariidae
Gene: spon1b
Product: spondin 1b
Exons: 16
Coding region: 339-2714 (791 amino acids)
Biological process (GO): cell adhesion
Cellular component (GO): extracellular matrix
Source: RefSeq, a predicted model, not a curated record